Messenger RNA from Ochlerotatus camptorhynchus, 1133 nucleotides. RefSeq names its product SAP30-binding protein. Bases 93 to 1070 code for a protein of 325 amino acids. The record is from RefSeq and is a predicted model, not a curated record. Gene Ontology annotation, cellular component: nucleus. NCBI's taxonomy places the organism in Eukaryota, Metazoa, Arthropoda, Insecta, Diptera, Culicidae. The transcript has 2 exons. Gene Ontology annotation, biological process: regulation of DNA-templated transcription.
GUUUUUGUUUUAACAAAAUUACGAUCUUGUCGCAGCAAUUCUACUUUAAAAAAAUCUGUUUAACUCUGUGAUUUAAAAGUAAAUCUGAUAAAAUGAGUGCUAAGAACUCGGCCUUAGCAUCACUGACAGCCACUUACACGGAUUCGGAAAAUGAAGACGAUCACAAGUCUGAAAAUGGAUCGAUUGCUUCGGAUGAUGAAAGCUCUUCCUCACAGAAUCGUGUCCGUUCUAGACAGCAGACACCGUUGCAUGAUAUGUCGGAAUCUUCUGUUACACCACCAGUGACAAACAUAAGUGCAUCUAAGUCAGCAGUUCCCACUACGACAGCUAGCGGAUCUAAUGAAUCUUCUUCAUCCCGACAGAAGGCAUUGCGGUUGGUCAGUUAUUUCGACGAUACGGUAGUAUCUGACGAUGAAAAUGUUUCACCUCAUCGUGAGCAGGAACAUAUGGAUAUAUCAGAGGACGAGACUCCAGCAUUAGCCGAGUCAUCUGCUUCGUCUACUAAGGUUGACCGAGCCAAGAUGUACGGUUUUAGUUUGCCACCGGAACCUAAGGGAAAGUGCUCAUUAGAGCUGCAGGAAAAGAUUUCAAAUCUCUAUGAGAAGAUGCGUAAUUCAAACAUGGAUACCAAUAAGAUCAUUCAAGAGCGCAAAGAGUUCCGCAAUCCUAGUAUAUAUGAGAAAUUGAUUCAAUUCUGCGAUAUUAACGAACUGGGGACAAACUAUCCGCCAGAGAUUUUCGAUCCAUCACAAUGGGGAAAAGAAUCUUACUAUGAAGAGCUGGCCAAGGCACAAAAAGUAGAAAUGGAAAAGAUGGAAAAGGCUAGGAAGGAGAGUGCGAAAACGGAAAUUCAGGUUGGUGUCAAAAAGAUGGAACCGGAUGAUUCGAAAAAGCGCAAAUCAAAAUGGGACCAACCGGGAGUGCUAGGUGCUGCACCAGGAGCGAUUGGAACUGCCGGAGCUAUCAAAACUGCUGGAAUUAUUGCCCAGACGCUGACAACUACAGCUACUGGUACAAAAGGCACCGUCAUAUCAGCUUUUGGUUCUCUUCCCAAGAAACCCAAAGUGUAAAUUUUUAUGGUAAGCUAUACUUAAUUUUAUCGUUUCUGUACAAUAAAUAAGUAGUUUAAGAGA